AUGAACGAGACUGUAGAAUGUACCUUUGAGCUAGAUGAACAGUCAUCAAUAGCUUCGAGUACCAACUUCGAUGAUGGGUUAGACUGUAGCUUCGACGGCAACUCGACGCCUGCUUCGACAGUAGCCACAAUCAAGCCAGCACAUGGCCAGUCUGCAGCACCGCCUCCCUCGACAUCGACCGCCCGAAAGGUCUUCCCAUCCAUGCUGAAGACGAUCAAGUGCACUUUUGCAGGAUGUGACAAGACCUUCAAUAGACCUGCUCGCCUGGCCGCCCAUCUACGCACACACACUGGCGACCGGGCGCUUAGAUGUCCGCACGAUGGCUGUGACAAGGCCUACUUUGAUGAGAAGCACCUGCAGCAACACAUUAAGGGGUCACACUCGACCGAGAGGCAGUAUGCAUGUCCCGAGCCGGGCUGUGACAAGACUUUUCUGACUGGAACCCGCCUCCGCCGUCACGCCAUCGUACAUUCCGGCGAGGGCCGCUUUCGUUGCACAGGCUAUGAUGGCUGUGACAAGGUCUUCCGCAAGCACCAGACACUUCAGCGACAUGUGCGUGCCGACCACCUGGGUCAAUCCGCGUUUGUUUGCACCCAUGAUAAUUGCGACGUCGGCUUCGACACGGCAAACGCACUACGGAAGCACGUGCAACGGGAGCAUGGCGAGCUGCGCUUCUGGUGUGAGGAAUGCGGCAAGGAAGAUGGAGACGCGGGAAGGCGGACCGGGUUCACGACUAUGGGCUUACUGAACGCGCAUAUGCGUACAUGCCACAUCGAUUGUAUGUUUUGCGAAACCACAUGUGCCAGUCAGUGGGAGCUGGAGCGACAUAUCGAAAUGCAUCACUCGGGAUCCACGACUUCGGACCGCAAAACUGUUCCUUGCACGUGGGAGAACUGUGACAAGAAAUUCACACGCAAGGCGAAUCUUAACGUGCAUAUCAGGAUGGUGCAUGAGGGCUACCGCUUCGUCUGCGGAGACUUUGAUCUCUCUGAGGUUUCCGAUCUGGCCUCAUGGGAUCGAGUUGGAGAUGGAUGCGGCAACGGUUUUGCCAGCAAGAGGAAGCUUGAAGACCACGUGCGCGUGGCGCACCUGGGCAUGCAAAAGCCUGCAAGAACCGUACGCCUCAACUAUGAGAGCCCCGUUAAGUCGGCCGGUCUCUUCAACAUGUACGCGUCUGCUGAGCAGCUUAUACCUCAGCCUGAAGCUUUUUUGAACACUAUUCGGCCUGGACCGGACUUGCGCCCUCAGUUUCCAUGCGAGUUCCCAGUCUGUUCACAAGGGUUUGGAACGGCAGAAGAGCGUGAUGCCCAUGCUGUCGCGUUCCACCUGGGUCAAGAUCGUUCCCAGGAAAUAUCUACUGCUGACGCACAGUGGAACGAUUGGACUUCAGUGGUUGAUUACCAUAAUUCAGCUGAGCCGACAAGUGGUGAUGCGGCAGUUGACUCAAUAUUCGACUGCCACGGAUCUGAGCCGUCAAAUAUUUUGGACACAAGCUCUGGUAACAUCGAUCAUGGUUUAGAAGCUCUGGUUGAUCCUAGUCUCUUCCUUGGCUGA
Pyricularia pennisetigena is the source of this 1554-nucleotide messenger RNA. RefSeq lists its product as uncharacterized. Gene Ontology annotation, biological process: regulation of transcription by RNA polymerase II. The record is from RefSeq and is a predicted model, not a curated record. NCBI's taxonomy places the organism in Eukaryota, Fungi, Ascomycota, Sordariomycetes, Magnaporthales, Pyriculariaceae. Gene Ontology annotation, cellular component: nucleus. The transcript is spliced from 2 exons. Bases 1 to 1554 code for a protein of 517 amino acids.